Molecule: messenger RNA, 1815 nt
Organism: Anneissia japonica
Lineage: Eukaryota; Metazoa; Echinodermata; Crinoidea; Comatulida; Comatulidae
Exons: 5
Coding region: 1-1815 (604 amino acids)
Source: RefSeq, a predicted model, not a curated record
AUGGUUACCCGCAAGGGAUGUGACAUUCAUGCUGAUAAAUAUGACUAUGGAAAUGAUCAUUGUACUUAUGGUUUCCAAUGUGAUGUCUAUAAUAAUCUUUUUUGUUUUAAAGUUUCAGUAUGGGAAGAGGCUCUUGAGGAGUAUUCAGCCUAUAAACCGGUAGUGCAAGCAAGUACUCAUCAACCUGAAUCACAGCAACAUACAAGCAGGGAUAUCACACAAAUUAUAGAAUCCUUCCAGAGACCCGCAGCACAAGGUGCUCAUCCUACCGGUUCCAGAGAGGAUAAGAAGUGUGCAAGAUCAAGUCAUAAAGAGCUUAAGCAGAGAAGCACCUCUGCCAAAAAGUCAAAAAAAAAUUGCAUAAUAUGUGCACAGCAGCGACGUGCAUCUCUUGAAGCUGCGAAAUGUGAUUCAUUACCAGAGCCUUGUAAUAAUGUAGUUACUAUCGGAUUAGGUCAAAAAACCAAUAAACUUUUUGUCCCUGUGGAGGCCAUUUCUGGGGAUUUUACUUCUAAGAAAAAGGAAAAAAAUACAAUUGAUCAAUCUAUACAAGUUGAUACCAUCACUCCAGUUGAGGUAAACAAAUAUACUCCAGUAAUUAAGACAGAGAUCCAACCGGAAGGUGAUGUCAAAAUUGAAACAACCAAAGCUUUCACCCCAGUUGAGGUCACUCAAGACACCUCAGUUAUUGCGACAGAUAACCUACCAAAUGAUGAUGUCAAAAUUGGUGUCACCGAUUCAUUUGAAGAAGUUAAGCUAAAGAGUUCCAGCGAGUUUAAAGUAGUAGAAGCCACUAUUUCUGAUGCUGAGCUUUCUAUCACCAAGCCAGUCAGAUGUCCAGCAGAUAACAUCAUUCAUGAAGUGGCAUUCACCCUUGUCAGAAAUACAUUGUCCAAAGUUUUGCAAGCAAGUGGGCUUAAUCUUGUAGAUGAUAAGAAAACAUCAACCGACAAUGCUGCAAAUAGCUGUGAUGUUGAUGGGCCUUCAUCCGAUAAUGUGAUUGGCGAGCCAUAUGUUCAGGAUAAAGAAGGUGGACAAGAUGAUGUCAAAAAUAAUCAGUGUGAUGUGGCAGGCCAGUCUGACGGUCAGGAGCCCAAAGUUGGAAAAGAUGUGGCCGAUGUCAGAAAUCGUCAGUAUGGUGUGAGAGGUGAGUCCGGUGGUCAUGAUCGAGAAUGUGAACAAGAUGUCGCCUAUGUCAAAAAUGAUCAGUCUGAUUUCAGAGGCGAGUCUGAUGGUCAGUAUCGAGAAAGUGGACAAGAUGUGGCUGAUGUAAAAGAUCAGUAUAAUGUGAGAGGCGAGUCUAAUUGUCAGGAUCAAGAAGGUGGACAAGAUGUGGCCGAUGUCAAAAAUGAUCAGUCUGUUAAAGGUGUGUCUGAUGGUCAGGAUCAAGAAGGUGGACAUGAUGUGGCCGAUGUCAGAAAUGAUCAGCCUAAUGUGAGAGGCACGUCUAAUGGGCAGGAUCAAAAAGGCAGACAAGAUGUGGCCGAUGUCAAAAACGAUCAGUCUGAUGCGAGAGGUGAGCCUGAGGGUCAGGAUCAAGAAAGUGGACAUGAUGUGGCCAAUGUCAAAAAUGAUCAGUCUGAUGUGAGUGGCGAGUUUCAUGGUGAGCAUCGAGAAGGUAGACAAGAUGUAGACGAUGUCAAAAACAAUCAGUCUGAUGUGCAAGGCAGGCUUCAUUGGCAGGACCUAGAAGAUGGACAAAAUGUAGAAGGCAAUAUUGUUGAAAAUGACCAGUCUGAUGUGGGAGGCAAGUCUUUUUUUGGUCUUACCAUGAAGGUAUUAUUGAGGAAAUCACUCGGCAACAGAUCCCUUUGA